This is a messenger RNA of Orycteropus afer afer, 1341 nucleotides long. It is a transcript of the gene CA9, whose product is annotated as carbonic anhydrase 9. The coding region runs from base 1 to 1341 and encodes 446 amino acids. Gene Ontology annotation, molecular function: zinc ion binding; carbonate dehydratase activity. Gene Ontology annotation, cellular component: plasma membrane. The transcript has 11 exons. The record is from RefSeq and is a predicted model, not a curated record. Lineage: Eukaryota; Metazoa; Chordata; Mammalia; Tubulidentata; Orycteropodidae.
AUGGCUCCCCAGGGCCCCGGCCCCUGGCAGCCCCUGCUGACCGAGGCCCUAGCCCAGGGCCCCACCAUGCAGCUGCUCCUAUUCCUCGUGCUCCUGAGGCCUGCCCACCCCCAGGGCCUGCCCCAGAUGCAGGGGGUUACCCCGCCGGGAGGAGGUUGGUCCGGGGAAGAUGACCUACCGGGCCAGGAGGACCUUGCCAGUGAAGAGGACCCACCCGGACAGGAGGAGGCAGCUGGAGAGGAAGGGCCACCUGAGGCUGAGACUCAUUCAGGUGAAGAGGACUCUCUGAGGUUAGAGGACCUACGCACGGAGGCUCCCAGGAACACUCCGGGUCCCGAAAACCAUGCCCACAGGGGAAGAAAAGGGGAAGACCACAGUCAUUGGCGCUACAGAGGCGACCCGCCCUGGCCCCAGGUGUUCCCAGCCUGCGCAGGUCGCUUCCAGUCCCCGGUAGAUAUCCGUCCGGAGCUCGCCGCGUUUUGCCCAGCCCUGCGACCCGUGGAACUCCUGGGCUUCGUGCUACCGCCCCUCCCGGAACUGCACCUGCAAAACAACGGCCACACUGUGCAGCUCACGCUCCCUCCCGGGCUGGAGAUGGCCUUGAGUCCCGGGCAGGAGUACCGAGCCCUGCAGCUGCAUCUGCACUGGGGGGCCGCGGGUCGCCCGGGCUCAGAGCACACCGUGGGUGGCCACCGUUUUCCAGCCGAGAUCCACGUGGUCCACCUCAGCACCACCUUUGCCACAGUCGAGGAAGCCUUGGGGCGCCCGGGAGGCGUGGCCGUGCUAGCUGCCUUUCUGCAGGAGGGCCCAGAGGAAAACAGCGCCUAUGAGCAGUUGCUGUCCCAUUUGGAAGAAGUCGCGGAGGAAGGCUCAGAGGCUUGGGUCCCAGGCCUGGACGUAUCUGCCCUGCUGCCCUCUGACCUCAGCCGCUACUUCCGAUAUGAGGGGUCUUUGACCACCCCCUCCUGUGCCCAGGGGGUCACCUGGACUGUGUUCAACCAGACAGUGAAGCUGAGUGCCAAGCAGCUCCACACCCUCUCUGACACCCUCUGGGGACCGGAUGACUCUCGGCUGCAGAUGAACUUCCGAGCCACGCAGCCUUUGAACGGGCGUGUGAUUGAGGCUUCCUUCUCUGCUGGAGUGGACGGUCGCCCGAGGACCUUUGAACCAGUCCACCUGAGUUCCUGCUUCAGUGCUGGUAACAUCCUGGCACUGACUUUUGGCCUUCUCUUCGCUGUUACCAGCAUUGCUCUCCUUGUGCAAAUAAGAAGACAACACAAAUGCAUGGCCAAAGGGAAUGCCAGCUACCAGCCAGCAGAGGUCGCCGAGACAGAAGCCUAG